Molecule: messenger RNA, 4357 nt
Organism: Hippocampus zosterae (dwarf seahorse)
Lineage: Eukaryota; Metazoa; Chordata; Actinopteri; Syngnathiformes; Syngnathidae
Product: leucine-rich repeat and fibronectin type-III domain-containing protein 4-like
Exons: 8
Coding region: 1097-4204 (1035 amino acids)
Molecular function (GO): protein binding
Source: RefSeq, a predicted model, not a curated record
CUUCCCCAUCCCCUCCUCCUUCAUUCACUACCUGUGCUCUGGGAUUAGCACGACUUAAAUUCCAAUCAGCCCUGCAGCCCGAGCGAAGAGCGACAGAGGCGGCAGACAGAGCGCCGCAGCUGUCCAGGACGAGCCAGCCGGAGGGGGGGGGGGGGGGGGGGGUAGUGCCGGCGGGAGGGGAGAGAGAGUGACGGCCAAGAGGAGGGGAGAGACGAAGGGGGGUGGGCAGAGGCAGGCAGAGAGCCAUGGGUGUUGUUCCGCCGCCGAGUUGAGGGAGCGCGAGCGUGUCGCGAAGAUGGGGAUGUGACGGCUUCGCUGGUCGCAGGUGGAAUGGUUGGGAAGGCAAGGUCAUCACGCCCUCUCGCCAAGGUCACAGAGUCACAGGCCGACAAAUGAGGCGGGGGCGGGGGGGACGGCGAGCGCACAGGAGACCGCCGUUGACGCUCCGGAAUUAAGUGGCGGGAGAAAGGAAGGAAGUCCACGCGUGAGGGAUGGAACCACGAGAAAGCGAUGAAUAAGUAACCGAGGUAACGGUCGGGAUGCGCGAGGAUGCGCAGGCCGGGAAGAGAGAAACACGUCGCUGCCGUUUGGAUUCCAGCGCGGGCCGAACUGAAGCCUUUAAGAAAUAGACGUCCGAUGCCGCCUCAAGGAAGUCGUAUCAAAAGGACCUUUAAGAGGAUUUAAAGCCAAGUGGAUUCUUGGAUUGCCCCCCCCCCCUUCCCACAACCCCCUUCUUCAAAGUGAGGUCUCCAUCUCGGAAUAACGGGCCAGGAUUGGGCGAGUAAUUCGGAAUUUUCCAGGUUCGCUCUCCCAGACGCUUUAAGAGGAUAUUGUGGAAAUUUCCCAAAGCCGGCUGGCUGCCUUUCGCGUAUCUUUUUGUUACGUGUGGUGAGGAAGGGACCAGGACAGGUUGCGACACAAAUACACGAAGCUUAUUGAACGCCCAAGCGGCACAAAAGCACCUGAGGGGGAGAUGUACUGAACGCACACAACAACACCCAUGCGCCCGCGCGGCAGCAACCUGGCCAACAUGUGGAGCUGAUUCUAGUUGUUAAGCACAGACAGAAAAGGUCUGUGGAUAGCCUGGCUUUCUACCAUGCCUGCCCCCCCAACCCUAAACCCCAGCAGACAGAAGCAGCCGCCUCACACACAUCGCCGCCCUGAACGACAGGCAAAAGAGUCCACCGUCGCUCCGUCCACCCUCUGGCUUCCUGGCGCCCCCCUUUUGGUCUCGUCUCUGCCCUCCUCGUCCAAAGUCAUCCCCUGCGCCUACUUGGGAACCUCAAAACGAACAACCCCUCCGAGCGGUAUCCAGUUACCGGCUUUUCACUGGCUGACCCUGGUCACUUGCUGCCUGCUGCCCACCCUGAUCGGAGCGGGAGAGACGUGGGGCGUCGUGUCGGCCUGCCCUUUCCACUGUGUGUGUCGGAACCUCUCCGAAUCGCUCAGCACGCUGUGCGCCGACAAGGGUCUCCUCUUUGUGCCCCCGCACGUCGACCGGCGUACCGUCGAGCUGCGGCUGGCUGACAACUUCAUCACGGAGGUCGGGGGGACCGACUUUGUCAACAUGACCGGACUGGUCGAUUUGACUUUGUCCAGAAAUACCAUCCACCUGAUUCGCCCGAUGGCCUUUGCUGAUCUGGAGAGUCUCCGCUCCCUGCAUCUCGACGGUAAUCGUUUAACAAUCGUGGGCCCAAGGGACCUGGCGGGAUUGGUGAAUCUCCAACAUUUGAUUGUCAACAACAAUCAGCUGGUCAAAGUGUCAGUGCAGGCGUUUGAUGACUUCUUACUCACGUUAGAGGAUCUCGACAUGUCCUACAACAACCUUCGAAAGGUACCGUGGGAGUCCAUCCAGAACAUGGCCAGUCUGCACACACUGAACCUGGACCACAACCUCAUAGACCACAUCGCGGAGGGAGUCUUUGGAGAAUUGUACAAGCUCGCCAGGCUAGAUAUGACCUCCAACCGGCUCAGGACCCUACCACCGGACCCCCUCUUUGCAAGAUCCCAGACAGGUGCCAUAAGCCCCACCCCUUACAACGCUGUCAUCAGUCUGAAUUUCGGGGGGAACCCGCUGCACUGCAACUGCGAACUGCUCUGGCUCCGACGGCUUGUUCGCAGUGAUGACAUGGAGACCUGCGCCACGCCCAUCCACCUCGCCGCAAGGUACUUCUGGUCGAUUCCCGAGGAGGAGUUUACAUGCGAGCCCCCCCUCAUCACCCGUCACACGCACAAGCUGUGGGUUCUGGAAGGCCAGAGGGCCACCCUCAAGUGCCGCGCCAUCGGAGACCCGGAGCCGGUGGUGCACUGGGUCUCGCCGGACGAUCGCAUCAUCGCAAACUCAUCGCGGACCAGCUCCUUUAACAACGGCACUUUGGAUAUCUCGGUGACGGUGGCCCGGGACGACGGAGCGUACACGUGCAUCGCCAUCAACGCGGCCGGCGAAGCCACCGCCACCGUGGACCUGAAAAUAAUCCCCCUCCCUCAUCGGGGCGGAGCGGGUGGCAACACGGGGAAGAACGGCGUGAACAAUAAGAGCAACAGGAAUGUAACCAAUGGGAUUUUACGAACCGAUCCGGGAUCCUCGGAUAUCAGCACGGGGAAAAACGGCGGGAUGAACAACGGGGCGGGGCGCGCCGGCGAGCCGGACGAUGAAGAGAGUGACGACGGCGGCGGGGCGACCGAAGGGGAGCGGGAUGACGACGGGGUCGCCGAGGAUGACGACGGGGACGAAGACGACAGGCGGACGGUCGGAGUUCAGGGGAUAACGUCCACCUCCGCUCAGGUCCGCUGGGAUUUGGGACGUUCGCCCGGAGCGUACGUUGUGUGGAUGUACCAGAUACAAUACAACUGCACGGCCGACGAAACCCUCAUCUACAGGAUCCUGCCAUCCACCAGUGACCGCUUCCUGCUGAAGAACUUGGUCUCCGGAGUGGAUUACAACUUGUGCGUGCUGGCCAUUUACGAUGACUCCAUCACAGCGCUGGCGGCGACAAAAGUGCUGGGCUGCACCACCUUCUCCACCAAGGACGUUUACCCGGCCUGCAGCUCUCUGCAGGCUCACUUCCUGGGAGGAACGCUGACCAUCUUAGUGGGCGGUGUGGUGGUGGUCACCCUCCUGGUGUUCACGGUGGCGUUGAUGGUUCGCCACCGCGUGUGCGAUCACUCCGACCACAUCCUGUGCCGCGACGGCAACGCAGAGGUCGGAGGCGGGCUUUGCGGUCAGGGGAGCGGCGUGGCGGCGCUGGAUAAAGGAGGAGACGGCGGUGGCCGCUACCAGUCCAACGGCGCCGGCGACAUGAUGAUGGUGGUCCUCCCGAACGGUCUGACUUCCAAGAGAACCGGGGAGGGCGAAAAGGACAAGGAACCGGCAGAUUGCGCUUCUUCUCUGCCGCCAAAACUGCCCCCGAAGCCAAGGCUCAAGCCGAAGGUCGACCUGGAGCAGUUUCUUUCGGCGGGGGGCGUGGUCUCCACCAUGGCGGGGGCAGGAGGGGAGAUGGCCUUGGUGGUGCGGCAGCGGAAGACGGACAAAGCGCCGGCGUACAGCGCGGAAAGCGCCAGAACUCCGUUCGACUACCCCCCCUCCGUUUCAUCCACCCUGCCCCGCCAGUCACGCUUCAGGGAAGGCCCCAAACCGCGUCUGGAGCGAGAGCUGACCAACCGCGCCAGUUUCUCCCUGGCGGCACCCCUGAGAGACUCCGAUAUGCUGGCCUGGAGGAUCAGUUCCCCCGGCCGGGACAAAUGGAACUCCUCUCAGGCUUAUCAGAGCCCCAUGUCCCCUCUCCACCCCGCCCGCGGGACCGUCAGCAAACGGCGCCACUCGCUGGACAUGGGCUCCUCCGUCGCCCUAGCAACCGACGCGGCCGCCACCGUGGCCAAACGCUACGGCGCCAUCGGCUACGCAAAGCGGCUGAGUGUGAUCUGGACCAGGCGCAGCCAGUCGCUGCACGGGAUGCUGGUGCAGUGCGCCUCCGCCGCCACCGCCAGCAGCGGCUCCUCCGCCACCAGCGACGAGGGCCAAAGCGCCGGACCCUUCGGAGCGCGAGGCGACUUUCAACGCGGAUACAUCCACGCUUACAACACAACCAACUCCAAUUCCAACUGCGGGGCGGCUACCGCGAGGGAGGGCGGCGGAAGGGACAGAGCGAAGGGGAAAGGGAAGGACGGAAGGAGCGCCGAAGAGCUGGAGGAAAGCGUGGUGUAAAAAUGACAGCGGGAAAGUAGGGACGGAUGGAAGAUUGUAUCUGAAGACAAAGGAGGGACAGGACAGAGAUUGAUUUCAAGAAACAAAAAAAAAUCUAGUAAAUAGCUUUGGGGUGUUUAUGACAUUGAGGUCAACAGAGCCAGUUGGAGGGGG